AUGGACAGUCCAGCCCUAUCCACCUCCUUCGGGAUCCUGGGGGCGGUAUUCUGGUCCAUCCAACUCCUCCCUCAAAUCUGGCUCAACUAUAGACGUCACAAUGCCAUAGGUCUCCAGCCCACGAUGAUGAUGCUCUGGGCAUGGGCAGGAGUUCCCCUGGGGAUCUACAAUAUCGUACGGGACCUUAAUGUUGCUCUGCAGGUCCAACCGCAAAUCCUGACUGUACUGAGUCUUGUGACUUGGAUUCAAUGCUACUACUACGAGAACAAGUGGUCUCUGUGGAAAGCCGUAGGCGUUGUGGUCCCAGUUGCGGCUUUGAUGGCAAGUGUUGAGCUGGGACUGGUGUUCGCCCUCCGACAUGGGGUGGAAGGAGGAGUGGACUGGCCUGUGACGUUGAUGGCUGUACUUGCUGCGCUGUUGUUGGCGUUGGGGGUCUUGAGACAUUACUGGGAUAUCUAUGUACAUCGUACAGUUCGUGGUAUAUCCUUUAUCUUUGUCGGAAUUGAUGCUCUAGGGGACCUGGCUUCCAUUAUCUCUGUCCUCUUUGAAAAGCACCUGGAUGUCCUGGCUCUAGCUAUCUAUGGAGUGGAGCUGGCUUUAUGGACUGGCAUCUUUGCCGCCGGCGGUUACUACAACCUGGUCCCGUGGCUGAGGCAAAGUCGGGUGGGCAAAGCAAGCCAGCAUGAGCAGCCUCAGUCAGCCAUCGAAGCAAACGCAGUCAGGAUGCAUGAUCUGCCGUCGUCUACGUCUGUAUUCCGGACGCCAUCAUCAGAUCUGGAGCUUCGAUCUCGCAAGAUGCCAGCAAAUCUCGAGCCUUGA
Molecule: messenger RNA, 819 nt
Organism: Sphaerulina musiva SO2202
Lineage: Eukaryota; Fungi; Ascomycota; Dothideomycetes; Mycosphaerellales; Mycosphaerellaceae
Product: PQ-loop-domain-containing protein
Exons: 1
Coding region: 1-819 (272 amino acids)
Source: RefSeq, a predicted model, not a curated record